This is a messenger RNA of Lizanozyma spartinae, 1800 nucleotides long. RefSeq lists its product as uncharacterized. The transcript has a single exon. The record is from RefSeq and is a predicted model, not a curated record. Gene Ontology annotation, biological process: protein ubiquitination. Bases 1 to 1800 code for a protein of 599 amino acids. Lineage: Eukaryota; Fungi; Ascomycota; Pichiomycetes; Serinales; Debaryomycetaceae. Gene Ontology annotation, cellular component: cytoplasm. Gene Ontology annotation, molecular function: ubiquitin protein ligase activity; zinc ion binding.
AUGGAUCCCAGCGCUAAUCCCUUUAGUGGGUUCCCCAAUAUCUUUGGCGGUGGCCAACAGCUUGAAGGAGCCGCUGUGUUUGACAUCAACUUGGAUUCAUUGGACGACCUGAACCAAAACAAUAUCUUGAGAGAUCUUGUUGAUACUGCUCUUACCAACUCCGGAAUGAGGCCACGGAAAAAGGUUGCUAGUGCCGAGGCCAUUGCUAGUUUGAAGGAAGUCAACAGCGAAGAUGUUGAAGCCAAUGAAUGUCCCAUUUGUUAUGAGAAGUAUGAGUUUAGUGAUUCACAGAAUCGAAAGAGUGACCAGGAAACAUCUUCUCCGGAGUCGACUCCAGAAUCUUUUGCUGCCACAGAACAAGAUUUCUAUUUGUGCUUUUCCAAAGCUGUGGAUAAAGAUGGUACCUUGCCAGUUCCUUACAUGGAAAGUCGUCAACAGAAGUUGAAGUUUAAUGAUCCUUCACUCUUCUUCCCCGGUGAUGAAUGUAGUUCGAUCUACUUUCGAUUCCCCCAAAGAAACUUAGCUACUUUAGAGAACACUACCAUGGAAGAUAUGUUUCCCCGAUUCAAGACAGGCGAUGAUCAAGAAUCAAAGAAGAUGAAGAAAAAUCCCGACGGCCAUGUGGCUGUUCGGAUGCCCAACUGUCAACAUAUAUUUGGCAGAAGUUGUAUUGUAGAAUGGCUUAAUGGGAAUGUCAGCUGUCCGUUGUGUCGGAAGGAGGUUGAGAUUGCAAAGAACAACAGCCUUCUCAACAGAAGAGAAGACGUGAGAGAGAGAAUGUUCCCUUCUAGCUCAAGAGAAGUUGAUAAUAACGAGGUAAUUGAUUACAUUACAAACCAUACAUCUGAUAUUUUCCGUCCUUUAAGAAGACCUCACAUGGGUGCUAAUGUUACCCCUUUAGCAGAUCAAGCAGUUCCUCAAAAUUGGGUGACUCCAAGUGAAUUGAAUACCAAUGAAUCCACUAGAGAUCCAAAUAUCAUCAUUCCAAGAGACUUCACCUUAGCAGGCAUUAGACCAAUGAGUACAGCUGCUGCUUCACAACGGAUUGCAUCAAUGCAAGCAUUCAGAAGACGGUUUGAGCCUCGAACAACUAGACGUCCUACAAGACAAAGAGAUGCUAAUAAUGAAGCUUCUCAACCAAAUACUAAUAGAUCAAACACUGAUCAAACAGGUGAUAAUCAACCCACAGUUGCCGAAUCAAGUGGGCAAGUUAAUGCCAAUGAAACUCGGACUGAUACCCUAUCUUCCAGACAACUUAGAGCUGAUCUGGCCGCUCCUACUACGACUUCAACUAUUAGAACUAACCCCGAAACGAGACCGGGGCCCAUUUUAUGGCAUCAAUCGUACGGAAGAGAACCAAUGCCUGUUUCGUUCACUGAAAUUCACGCGGUACAAAACCAUCGAUCUGACAAUGACAUCAGCCAACCGUCUAGAACUCGGGUGGUUCACAGAACUGUCAUCCCCCCUCAUGGUACAAACGGAGCGCCCAUAGCAACUCGUCCGUCCACCAAUAUCCCUAAUUUGAGCAACAGACAAGGCGCAAGCGGAAUUCCGUCACCCAGACCCGGUACGAUUCCACGUGAAGUUGCAGACCAUAUGAGAGUCCACUACAAUAGGCAUCGUGCCAGUAGUCCUCGACCUUCACUGCUGCCAUUUGAUGCAAUUCCGAGCGAUGAGGGAGAGGCUCCGAGUACUGUAAGAAUCGGCCGCCCCACAGUCACACAAGGGGUAAUGAGACGAUCUGGAAGUAGCAGCAAUGAACGCACUCAUCCCUACAGUCGGCCCUCUCCAGAAGUAUAA